Molecule: messenger RNA, 543 nt
Organism: Salvia hispanica
Lineage: Eukaryota; Viridiplantae; Streptophyta; Magnoliopsida; Lamiales; Lamiaceae
Source: RefSeq, a predicted model, not a curated record
AUGCCUCCACCACUCCUCCUCUUCCUCACCCGCCCCGCCGCCGAGGACUCCGAUCAGCGACCACCAUCAUCGAAUGCAACGACUCCACCAUCACCGGAAUCGUUGACCGAGCUGACCUACUCUCUCUCGUAUAAACCCAAAACCCCCAAAUCUCCACCACCGCCGGAAGCAAUCGGAAGUUGUACAAUUGGCCCUUCCCCAUCUCCCUCACAUGAUCCACAUGGUCUUCUACUCCACCCUUCCUUCUCCCGCAGCAAAAUCAAAGGAAAUGGAACAGACACUGACAGGGGCGUCGUUCUCUCUGGCUUCAAGACGCGUCGUUGCAACUACGACGCUGUUAUUCAAGAUGAGAAGGAAGUUUGUUGCAUAUGUUUGGACGAUCUGUACCAUGGAUCGAUGACUGCUUUGGAUUGCGGCCACGAGUUUCAUCCCGGCUGCAUACGGCAGUGGCUCUUCCGCGGCAAGAACUUCUGCCCCCUCUGCAAAGCUCCUGCGAUGAAGCGACCUCGCGUAACGCUAGCUUCUCUCUUAGAUAUUGUCUAA